AUGGCUGAAGCUUUGGGUCUCGCGGCGAGCGUCAUCGCCGUCGUAGACAUGACCGGCAAGGUCGGCAGCGCCUCCUUCAAGCUCAUGAGGCUCUGGAACGAAGUCAAGGACGUCCCGACCAUGCUGCUCGAGAAGGCCGAACGUAUACAAGACCUCGAGGAGUUCCUCGACGACACCGAGGACCAGAUCGCCAGGAGCCUGCUUCCCGAGGCGGUCUGCGAUAGGGGUCGCCUGCGGAAGCACGUCGCCAAAGCCCGUCGUGCGCUGACCGAGAUCCAAGACUUGGUCGAUCAGUUGCAGGCCAAAGUGGCUGCCGACCAGCGAGGCUUCAGGCGGAGGUUCGCGUCGACCAAAUUGCUGCUUCAGAAAGACGAGUGGAAAGCUUUGGAACAAAAGCUGGAUUCUGCGCUCCAUCUUCUCUCCAUCGCGCAAACGCAGUGUUUGAUGGCAAUGUCAACCUUUUGCGUCACUUUCAUGCUCGAAGGAAUGCCGCCAGGAUCGGCCAAAGUCUCAAAUAAGGGAUUGAUCGAGCAUGACGAUUCGCCCGAGGCGGACUGCGAGCACAGCACCAGAAAGAGGAUACUCAAGAACCGCCCCGCCGUAUCAAACAUCUUCCAAAUUCCCUACUCAAAAUCCGCCCUGCCCACCUUCAGCUUCGGCUUCGGCGACAACAGCAGUUUCCAACUGUCCGUCCGCACGCCAUCUUGGCUCACCGGAUCAGUUUAUUCACUUCUGGCACAAAAAAGCUUUCAAGGAUGGCAGCUGAACUUGAGAGCGUACGAAGUGGUAAAAGAUUUUGAUGAGCAUUUAAUAACCCACGUGAUGAGAGACGAUCCUCUUGCUCUUUUCCAAUACUUGGUUGAGUGCAAGAUGACCCCUCACGUACGCGAUUCGUACAACAAAAGUCUACUUUGGACACCGGUCAUGAAGCUCGCCGUGAUGCGCGGCGCCUUCGCAGUAGCAAGCUCGCUCAUAGAGCAAGGCCUCGAGGGUUGCAUUCUCGAACCAAUCAACAUGGCCUACAAGAAACCUUUUAUUUUCUAUCUCAUUACCAUAUUGAAUGCCUUCCCUGAAUCGCGAGACCUACAGUUCCUCGAGCUCUUUGCUGAUUACGGCCUCGAUGAUGGCUUUAGUAGUGUCGAGUUCCUCGACGAUCUUCUUAGAGGCGGAGUCAGCUACCGUGGUUUUCAGGCGUUUAUAAAACGCUACAAUUUCCAUUACAACUCACUUUCACUUGAGGCAAGACUUCAGGGUCUGAGAGAUUUAGCGGAGGGCGGCGCCUCCUGGGCCCCUGAAGAUAUCCUACUCAUCCUUCCGGAAGCUGAACAUCUUGAUUAUAGAAUUGUCCAAAUUUCUAUGGAGAAUUCCUGCGCUCUUCUUCACUCCUUUGCCUUGUUAUUGGCUUGGAGACUGGUGGCGAAGGUAGCUCGUGCGAAUGGCGAGUUAUGCUCCGAGGAAAAGAAGCAUUUCGGGCGACUCAUUCACGACUGUGUCCGAAAUGAUUCUUCAAUUCUACAUCAUAUCGAGCCUAUCUGGUCUGGCGGUCGUGGCUACGCUGAUGCCUCUCCUUUCUCUUCCAUAAUAUGGUCUUUGAUGGGGGCGUCCCGUCCACUUCAGCUUACUGAAGGUUUCUUUCCUCGAGCUUUGGAGUCAUUUCUCAUUACCUGGAUCACCAUAUUAUCAUCCAACAAUGUCGAUCUUCUAGAUUAUGGGCGUCAAGAAAGGCGACUUUUCGAACAAGGCCAUACCAAAUAUCUGCAGCGAUUCAGGUCGGCUUAUCAUGGGAUGCGAGGAUUUCAACGGCGUACUCUAAUCGGGAUUACAUAUGGUCCUCGGCCGGAACACUGGCGACUCUGGUGGGCUUUGGAGUAUGAAGAGUAUGCUGGCGAAUUUUGGGAUCUGGUUGACAGCCAGAGUAUGCGGAUGCCCGGCAGCUGGGUUGAUGAGCCUUGGAGCUUGGAAGGCUUUGCAGAUGAAGAACAGGAGAGGCUAUGGCAGUGGAAGAACGAGGAUACAACACCAUUGAUUUGGUCCGAGUAUCGCAAGGUCCGGCCGCCUGUGUAGGUCUUGUUUGCAGGGCUGGUUGCGGAUCUCAAAUGAUACCAGAGGGAAAACUGGCGAAAGGAUGACUCAACCUGUUCCAUGACCGACUACGAGAGGAUUUGAUGUACACUGUCACAUAAGUAUCAGAUCCAAGAUGGUUCUCUUCCUGACUCAGGUUUUGGGUAAAUCCGGUCGACUCGCAUUUUCGAACCCGAC
Molecule: messenger RNA, 2259 nt
Organism: Colletotrichum destructivum
Lineage: Eukaryota; Fungi; Ascomycota; Sordariomycetes; Glomerellales; Glomerellaceae
Exons: 4
Coding region: 1-2064 (687 amino acids)
Source: RefSeq, a predicted model, not a curated record